Molecule: messenger RNA, 1729 nt
Organism: Oryza sativa Japonica Group (Japanese rice)
Lineage: Eukaryota; Viridiplantae; Streptophyta; Magnoliopsida; Poales; Poaceae
Product: F-box protein PP2-A13
Molecular function (GO): protein binding
Source: RefSeq, a predicted model, not a curated record
UCUCACAGCAUAAAUUAGCACCCACCUCUGCCUUCCUACCUUCCCCUCCCCUUGCUUUCUCCAUCUCCGGAGAUCGGAGCUCGCGUUUUUACCUCACGAAUAGCGCGAGCUCGCACAAAUUCUAUUCCGCGACGCGAUAGUCUUGCACUCUUGCCCCGCGCUGAGUCCUUGGCAUCUGAUGCUUUAUCUCUCCAAAAGUUGCAGCUUAAAGCAUAGCAAGUGCGGUUAUUGGGAGGCUUUUGUUGCAAGAACUGGAUUUUUCCCGCCGGUUAUUCGAAUCGGGAACGCUGGAAUCACUGACACCUAUUCGUCGUGAGGAUUGAUUCCGCGAGAACUCGAUUCGGGAUCGAGUUCUUUGGAAGCUGGUUCCCCAUUGCUGCGCCGUGCGCGCGUGGAAUCCAAUAAUAGGCGCGGCUUCUGUGCUCGUAGAUAAGCUGCGGCGACCGGAGGCGGCGAGAGGGAGCAUAUGGGCGCGGGCGUGUCAGACCUCGCGGCGGGGAUGGAGGCCGUCGGCAAGGUCGCGGGCGGCGCCGGGCUGGGCGAGCUGCCGGAGCUGUGCGCCGCCGAGGUGCUGCUGCACCUGGACGCGCCGGAGAUAUGCCGGCUCGCGCGGCUCAACCGCGCGUUCCGCGGCGCCGCGGCGGCGGACUUCGUGUGGGAAGCGAAGCUGCCGGAGAAUUACGGGUAUCUCCUGGACUUCGUCGAUGGCGCCAUGGAGGGCGGAGGAGGAGGAAGAGAGAGGAGCGUGAUGGGGAAGAAGGAAGUCUACGCGAGGCUCGCCAAGGCUGUGCCAUUUGACGGUGGCAAGAAGGAAUUAUGGUUGGAGAAGAGCAAAGGCGGUGUUUGCAUAGCCUUGUCGUCGAAAUCACUGGUGAUAACGGGAAUUGAUGACAGGAGAUACUGGUCUCACAUGCCAACCACGGAAUCUAGGUUCCAUUCGGUUGCAUACCUGCAGCAGAUAUGGUGGUUUGAGGUGGUUGGAGAGCUCGAAUUCUGCUUCCCGGCAGGGACCUACAGCCUCUACUUCAGGCUCCAUCUUGGGAAGGCAUCCACACGUUUCGGUCGCCGCGUCUGCAGCUCGGAGCAGAUCCAUGGCUGGGACAAGAAGCCUGUGCGCUUCCAGCUCUCAACGUCAGACGGCCAGCACGCCUUGUCCCAGUGCUACCUGGACGAGCCAGGAAGCUGGAUUCUUUACCAUGUUGGUGAUUUCGUCGCAUCGACGACUGAACAACCCAUCAAGCUCAAGUUCUCCCUGGCACAGAUCGACUGCACCCAUACGAAAGGUGGUCUCUGCGUCGAUUCAGUGCUGAUUUAUCCCAAAGGAUUUCAGCAAGAGAAGGUGAUUAGUUCUCAGAAGUGAAAGUGAGUUUGUGCACUCGACCAAAGUUGCUCUACAUUAGAGGAUUAGAGCUGUAGAUAGUGUAGUGUAGACAAUAGCCUACCGUUUUUAACUUGGGCUUAUUGUAUGCAAUGGAAGAAUGGAGUGAAUUUUUUUUGUGCGGCGGCGUGAUGAGUGAGCUUUGUUGCUCUUUCUCACAGUGGUGGCCAUGGUGCUGAGGGGAAUGUCUUGAGCUCACUUACCUUCAGUCACGGCUCCAAAGUGCUUGUACUGAUGUAAGCAUACGAGCAUAGUUUUCAGGUUUUGCUUUUUUUGCAUUAGUUGCCUGUUGCAAUGUUGAAAAGGAUAUACUACUUCAUUAGUGGAUUUCCCCUGUUUUUUGCUCUCCAA